This is a messenger RNA of Bipolaris oryzae ATCC 44560, 357 nucleotides long. RefSeq lists its product as uncharacterized. The transcript is spliced from 2 exons. Lineage: Eukaryota; Fungi; Ascomycota; Dothideomycetes; Pleosporales; Pleosporaceae. The coding region runs from base 1 to 357 and encodes 118 amino acids. The record is from RefSeq and is a predicted model, not a curated record.
AUGAAGACUACGCUUGUUCCGUGCUUUCCGCUCCGCCUUGUGUUACAUAUAUUCAAGGGAUUACGACGUUUCUCAUGGAACAAGUUGCUUGGUCAUACGAUCGUUGUACAUAUGUGCAACAUCCAACGAUCAUCAAUGGCCGCGACUUCGUGCUCUGAAUCCAGUCAUUCGAUCAAAGACAUAGCGCCCUUCCAUGUGACCUUUUCCCUUGUCCGAACCACCUCGUCUUCGUCGAGCUAUUUGUUAUGCACCUUAUAUGAAUGCAUUGUUGAGUGUUCGACAUUCGGUCACCUCGCCGAUGUGGAAGGUUUCAUGUCAAAUAUCACAGACGGGAUCGCCAAAGAUAUUCGACCUUGA